Messenger RNA from Erigeron canadensis, 595 nucleotides. RefSeq lists its product as uncharacterized. Lineage: Eukaryota; Viridiplantae; Streptophyta; Magnoliopsida; Asterales; Asteraceae. The transcript is spliced from 3 exons. The coding region runs from base 115 to 357 and encodes 80 amino acids. The record is from RefSeq and is a predicted model, not a curated record.
AACUAAUCUAGGUUUAUAUCUCCAAUUUCAACCCCUCCAGAUCUUCAUUUCGCUGUUAUUUUUCGUUGCGUCUCAUUUCUACUUCUUUUACGAUCUACACCAAGAGUUUAAAAUAUGACAGCAGGAAAGAUUGUUGGUGCUCUUGCAGGAGCAUUUGUGCUUGCAUUCGGUUGUGACUAUAUUAUUGCUGACAAAAAGAUUUUCGGAGGUACUACGCCAUCUACGGUUUCAAACAAGGCAUGGUGGGAAGAGACUGACAAGAAGUUCCAGGCAUGGCCUCGCACUGCUGGACCACCUGUGGUCAUGAACCCAAUCAGUCGUCAAAAUUUCAUUGUCAAGUCUCAGGCCGAAUCUUGAACAUAUCAAGCUGCAGUCUUUAAAAUGCCCACAUAAGGUGCUGGUUUGCUUUUCUUUUUUAUUGUUGCUGUUAAAGGAGUAAUUUUGUGCUGCAACUUUAAGUCAAAACUCCAUAAAAUCUUGCAUUGUAUGAUCAGAUGAUCAAAUUCUAUCUGGAUUCUACUUUACUGUUUAUUAGUACUUUAUCAAUGCCAAAUAAAAAUUUCAGUUGGUUUUUACCAGCAAAAAGUUUCUUUUA